Molecule: messenger RNA, 381 nt
Organism: Prunus armeniaca (apricot)
Lineage: Eukaryota; Viridiplantae; Streptophyta; Magnoliopsida; Rosales; Rosaceae
Source: the annotation of a GenBank genome assembly
AUGGCCUUAGAGCCAGGUCAAAGCAAUGGUAGUCUCAGAAUUAAAGGUGGUGAAAGUGAGGCUACUUCACCAACAUCUCAGUCAUCAUCUCCACAUGAAAGCAGUCAUUCGACAAAUGACUCAGAGAAAUAUGUAGAGGUAGCCCAAGAUGAAUCUUGGUUGAAAGCAAUGCAGGAUGAGUUGUUCAUGAUUGAAAAGAAUGACAUGUGGGAGUUAGUAGAUAGACCAUUUGAGAAGCUAGUUAUUAGAGUCAAGUGGGAAGAGGUCUAUGUAAAUCAACCAGAAGGUUUUGUGAUCAAAGGCAAGGAAGACAAGGUUUAUAGGUUUCAUAAGGCUCUUUACGAGUUGAAAAGGCCCUUAGAGCCUGGUAUGGAGAAAUAG